AUGUCAAUAGCCUGCAUACCAAAUGUCAAUAACUUAUGGUUUAAGGACAUGUUUGCUAUUAGACAUUUGUGGAUCCCAGCCUACUUUAGAGAUGUUCUUAUGGGUUCUUUGGUGAGGACAACAUCUUUUUCAGAAUCUGAAAACAGUUUUUUUAAGAGGUACUCGAACCCGUUGUUUAAUUUUGCUGACUUCACUCUUCAGUAUAAUAAUGCCAUUGAUGCUCAAAGGAAUCAAACUCAAAGGCUUGACUAUUAUGAUUCUAUAAUCUAUCCAAAAUAUGUCACUGAUUUAGCAUUUGAGAACCAAUUGGCAUCUGUAUACACUGAUAGGAUGUUUAGAGUAGUAAAAGAAUUAAUUUCUGAGGCUGAUAAGAGUUGUCGGAUGAUUAGCAUGUCCACUUUGGAGAACAUCGAGGUCUUUAAAGUUUCUGAUGCUAGAAAGAAUACCUUCACAGUUACACAAGAUAUAGAGGUUGAGUCAUAUGAGUGUGAGUGUAAACUAUUUGUAAGGUGUGGUUAUCUAUGCAACCACCUUUUUUUCGUCCCUCGAAACAAAGAUGUCAACAAUAUUCUAGAAAAAUAUGUUGGUAACCUGUGGCUGAAAAGUGAAUUACUGAAGGCAGUUCAUGGUCUCACGAGUGAUGAAAGUGCGUCUGAAAAAGGUUCUAACAAAGAUGACAAACUACAGAUUUGUAACAGGUGUCAUGGACGUUACUUUUGUCUAUAUCAAUGCACUUUUAGGAAUAAAAAUCAUCUGAUUGGUUUGGAUAAUGUGCUUGCGGGUAUUGGUCCUCAAAUUUUUACUAAUGGCACUACUGGAGUUGGAUCGUCGUCAGUUGAUAAAAAUGAUCCAAUCAAGAACAUAUAUGGUGUUGUUGUACCUGCAGAAAUAAUUGCACAUGCUCUAGAUGUGGUUGGUACAAAGGGAGGUGCAAGUGACAAGAAAAGCAAGAUUAAGUCGAGCAUAAAGAAAGCAAGAAAAAACAAAUUAACCCUAUAG
Salvia splendens (bonfire salvia) is the source of this 999-nucleotide messenger RNA. Its product is annotated as protein FAR1-RELATED SEQUENCE 1-like. The record is from RefSeq and is a predicted model, not a curated record. The transcript has 2 exons. Gene Ontology annotation, biological process: regulation of DNA-templated transcription. The coding region runs from base 1 to 999 and encodes 332 amino acids. Lineage: Eukaryota; Viridiplantae; Streptophyta; Magnoliopsida; Lamiales; Lamiaceae. Gene Ontology annotation, molecular function: zinc ion binding.